Molecule: messenger RNA, 4906 nt
Organism: Sphaeramia orbicularis (orbiculate cardinalfish)
Lineage: Eukaryota; Metazoa; Chordata; Actinopteri; Kurtiformes; Apogonidae
Gene: plekhh2
Product: pleckstrin homology domain containing, family H (with MyTH4 domain) member 2
Biological process (GO): negative regulation of actin filament depolymerization
Cellular component (GO): cytoplasm; cytoskeleton
Molecular function (GO): actin binding
Source: RefSeq, a predicted model, not a curated record
UGAAAACCUCAGGGAAAGAGCGAAAUUCACCGUGAAUUAGGAUUUUCACCACAGAAUUAAGGCGAUAUUUUUUGACGCUGAGGUCGACAUGGCGUGAAUCCUCUCGCGCAUCUUCUCUACGUCAUAUAAUCCUGAGGAGGCGGUAUGGCGGAGGGGGAGGAGGCCAUGAGCCAGGAGGACUGGAAGGAGAAGUGUAUGGUCCUGGAGGCGCUGCUCAUGAAGUUCAGGGUUCAGAUCAUCAAGAUCCGAGAACUCACCGCUGACAAGAUUCAACUAUUGGAGACUCAGGUAAUCGAUGCAGAAAAACGGGCCUUCAGUGCACAUCAGCAGGUGCAGUGGAUGGAGGAGAAGCUGAAGGCUCCAGACGGUCAAUGUGGAGACUCGGAGGUGCGUUUGUUUCAGCGAUGCCAGGAGCUGCAGGCGUCGGUGCAGGAGAAGGAGGACGUCAUCGCCCAGCUGGAGCAGCAGCUGGAGGAGCAGAAGCAGAUCCGACUUCAAGAUGCCAAAACAGUGGAGGAGAAAGCGGCUAAAAUCAAAGAAUGGGUGAUGCUGAAGUUGUCAGAGUUUGAGGUGGAGAAUGCAGCUCUGAGAGAAACCAACAAGCAGCAGGAGACUCAGAUUUUGGAACUGCAGAAACAAGUGCAGGCCUUUGAGCGGAGGUGUGCCGGCGUCCUGAACAGACCAGGUGAAGCCCAGCGCCUCAGCAGCCUGACGUUCGGCUGUUUCCAGGUGAGGGGGAAGAGCCCCCAGGUCCUCACCGGACCAGCCCCGUCCCAGAGGACCCUCAGCACCCAGGGAGAGGCUGAGGGCAGAGACAAAACUGAGAAGAGUCCCAAACAGACCGACGCUGAAGUCCACAGACCAGACCAGACCGGACUCUCGGCUUCACCUCUGGAGGACGACAGUGCAUCAGAAAGCCUGGGUGACAACGUCUGUGGGUCCGAAUCCCGUGGCGUCUCCUCGGUUCUGUCCAGCGCCGCCUCAGAGGGCGAGGGAGGGGGCUGCGAGGACAGAGGAGCUGGACUGGGGGGUCUGGAGUUCAGCCGCCCCGGCAGUGAGACCUACCUGACGGCCUCGGACGACAGCAGCUCCCUGUUUGAUGACGACAUGCAACGCUCCGAACGUCCCGGCCUCGGCCUCCUGGGCUCAUCGGACGGGGCUCUGGAGGUCUGUAAAGAGGGGGAGGGGGUAGAGGGGGGUCACCGGGCUAAGCUGGAGGACUGCACCUCUGAGGAGCUCAACAAGCGUUUCCAGUCACACACACUCGACUCCUCAUCCUCAUCCAGCGAACCAAACACCCCCAGCCCCAUCCUGACCCCGGCCCUCACCCCUAAACGACCCAACCCGCCCCAGGACCCUCGGGACAACCCGGCCUCGCCCAAACAACCCCGACUGCGCACGCCGGCAGGGUUUGGACUGAUGAAUGUGGCUCUGGCCAAAAAGCACCUGAGCCAGCCGCCCAUCAGCUGUGAGGCAACGCACGGACAAACACGGAACGCCCUCAGCAUGCUCCGCCCCUUACGGCCGCAGGAAACGGACCUGGACCAGGACCAGGACCAGGACCAGGAGGUUGGCAUGGAAACAGGGAAGGACACAUCUCCUCAGGUACUACUCUGCUCACAAACAGCGCCCAAAUCACCUGGAUCAGCUGAGGACAUGGACCGAGAGAAACCAGACUGUGACGGAUCAGCACCCGGGAACAAACCCCCCACCCCCCCUCUGCACCGCCUCCCCUCCUGGGAGAGUCGUAUCUAUGCUGUUGCAAAAUCAGGAAUCAGACUGUCGGAGACAUCCUGCACAGACCCUGCUAGCAAAGAUCCCUCUCUACAGUCCUCAUAUCCUGCCUUUGUCAUGUACACAUCCCUCAUCUAUAAAAACAUGACUACUCCGGUUUACACUACUCUGAAAGGGAAAGCCACUCUCCUGAGCAGCAGUCCGUUCUCAGAUGAGUCGUCCAGCUCUGAGGAGUCGUCCAGCUCUGGAGAGGAGGACGGCUCAGUCUGCAGCUCCCAUGCCUCCUCCGGCUCCCGUAAGGACAGCAGCCCGGGCAGCCCACGCUCUCUGAAGAGAGCCGUGUCCAUGUCCUCGGUGACGUCAGAGAGCGACUAUGCCAUUCCCCCUGAUGCCUACUCCACCGACACAGAGUGUUCUGAACCCGAACAGAAACUGCCCAAGACCUGCUCCUCUGCCAGCGACAACGGCAAGAGUGAACCGAUGGAGAAGUCAGGGUAUCUGCUGAAAAUGGUAAAAACCUGGAAGAAAACAUGGAAGAGACGCUGGUUUGUCUUAAAAGAUGGAGAGCUGCUAUAUUACAAGUCACCUAGCGACGUGAUCAGGAAACCUCAGGGUCAGAUCGAAGUCAACGCCACGAGCAGCAUCGCACGUGGAGAAGGAAAACAAGUCCUCCAGAUCGUGACGGGGAAGCGUGUUUACUACCUGAAGGCCGACUCUCCCAACCUGCUGGAGGAGUGGCUCAGGGUCCUGCAGAGCGUCCUGAGGGUCAAAGCCGCCAGUCCACUCUUUACUCAGCCGGACAUUCGACCCGGCAUGAAGGGGCUGCUUAUUAAGGUGAAACAUGGCUACUCCAAGCGGGUUUGGUGUGCUCUGAUUGGAAAAACACUGUACUACUUCCGAAGCCAAGAAGACAAGUUCCCUCUGGGUCAGAUUAAACUGUGGGAGGCCCGGGUAGAAGAGGUAGACAGGUCCCGGGAUUCAGAAGACGACCUGAAGAUGUGUGGGCGGGGCUUACAGGUAGCACCCUUCACCAUCACCAUCCAGCCACAGGAACAAGGACCCACCUACCUGCUCAUCGAGUCCCGCCACGAAAAGGAUUCGUGGCUGUACCAUCUGUCUGUGGCAGCGGGGACCAUGGUGGGGAAAGUCGGCACCGAGUUCGAACAGCUGGUGGGGAAACUCUUCCAACUGGAUGGAGAUCCAAACUCUCAGAUCUGGAGACACCCCAUGUUGUGUUUCAGUAAAGAGGCUCUGUCGUCCCCCCUCACGACGCUGCCUUCACAGGCCCUGCAGACCGAGGCCGUCAAACUCUUCAAGACUUGUCAGCUCUUCAUUAACGUGGCCAUCGACGCCCCGGCCAUCGACUAUCAUGUGUCAUUAGCUCAGAGUGCGCUGCAGGUGUGUCUGGCCCAUCCAGAACUCCAGAACGAGUUCUACUGUCAGCUGAUCAAACAGACCCGCAGGAGGCAGCCGCACGGACAUCCAGGACCGCUGCAGGGCUGGCAGUUUUUAGCCUUAUGUGUGGGACUGUUUCUGCCUCAGCACCCGUUCCUCUGGCUGCUUCAGGUUCAUCUGAAAAGACACGCAGACUCAAGGACUGAGGUGGGUAAAUAUGCCAUCUACUGUCAGCGCUCCAUGGAACGCACCCAACAGAAAGGAGAGAGACAGUCCAGACCAUCCCGGAUGGAGAUUCUGUCCAUCCUUCUCAGGAAUCCCUACCACCACUCCCUGCCGUUCAGCGUCCCUGUUCACUUCCUCAAUAACACCUACCAGGUUGUUAGUUUUGAUGCGUCCACCACAGUCGAUGAUUUCCAGUCUCGGCUCAAUCAGGACACAGGUAUGAGGAAAACAGGACUGUCCGGUUUCAGCUUGUACACGGACGACCCGACCGGACGAGACCUGGAGCACUGCCUGCAGGGAGGCAUUAAGAUCUGUGACAUUAUCUCUAAAUGGGAGCAGGCCUCAAAGGAGCAGCACACCGGGAAGUCGGAAAACACCAGGACCGUCCGCCUCACCUACAAGAACAGGCUCUACUUCUCUCUCCAGGUGAGGGGGGAGUCAGAGAGGGAGCGUUUGCUGUUGGCUUAUCAGACUAAUGAGGCCAUUGUAGCGGGACACUUCCCUGUCAACAAGGAACUGGCUCUGGAAAUGGCCGCCCUGCUGGCCCAGGUGGAGUUUGGGGAUUUCGAGCGUCCAUUUUCUGCUCCUGGAUCUUCACAGACCAAGUCUACUCAAACUCUGAAACAGGUUCUGGACCGGUUCUACCCUAAACACUACCGCAGGACCACAUCUGAGGACCAGCUCAGACAACUGUUACAGCGUCUGUCCGCUCGCUGGGCCUCACUCAGGGGUCGAAGUUCACCUGAGUGUGUUAGGAUCUACCUGACCGUUGCCAGGAAAUGGCCUUUCUUUGGUGCCAAACUUUUUGAAGCAGAGUCCAUCACUCCGUCUCCAGAGCAGGGCGUACGUGUCUGGCUGGCAGUUCAUGGAGAUGGCAUCAGCGUUUUGGAGCACAACUCCAUUAAACCUCUGGUGUCCCACCCCUACAAGACCCUGAUGACCUUUGGAGGCUGCAAACAGGAUUUCAUGCUGGUGGUGGGUCAGAGCAUCGGCACCAACGCAACCAAAGACAAACCUACAGAGAAACAUCUGUUUGGAAUGGACGCCUCCAAGAUCCGGGAGAUAACGCUGCUCAUCUCCAGUUACAUAAACAGCGCUCAUCAGCAGAAGGCGGCCGCCCAUCACCUCUCUGCCCCGGCUCUCAUGGUGGCUCAGCCCAUCAGUCUGAAGAGCAAAGAACUGAGGAGCAAAUCCCCCCCGGCUCUGGGACGCCCCAGCAAGGCCCCCACACUGCUGUAACGCAACGGGGAUUUCCUAAAGGGAAGCAUGAGCUGCCAUUUGUCUUAUUUAUGUCUGAAAACGCAGGAUGUGUUUGAAGAAUGGUCAUUUUUCUGCAGAUAGAGGUGUGAAGAGCACUAAAUUACCAUAGAUAUCAUAAAUACUGAUGAAAUUCACUUGCACAGGCCAGAUGCAGAGUUUUUAGUAGCAGUUGAUUAGGUCUGAGGCCUCCAUUUUUAACUCAAGUUCAUCUCUGGGCAGUUUUUCUUAAUGAGCAAUUAACCCAUGAAGACCCAGUGCUACUUUGUUGCACUUCCAAAAUUUUUUUUUUUUU